Molecule: messenger RNA, 3599 nt
Organism: Vombatus ursinus (common wombat)
Lineage: Eukaryota; Metazoa; Chordata; Mammalia; Diprotodontia; Vombatidae
Gene: MTF1
Product: metal regulatory transcription factor 1
Exons: 11
Coding region: 133-2382 (749 amino acids)
Biological process (GO): central nervous system development; positive regulation of transcription by RNA polymerase II
Cellular component (GO): nucleus
Molecular function (GO): RNA polymerase II cis-regulatory region sequence-specific DNA binding; DNA-binding transcription activator activity, RNA polymerase II-specific
Source: RefSeq, a predicted model, not a curated record
GGGGGAAGGUGGGGGGGGCAAUCAUGGUGCCGCUGGGGAGGGGAAGAGCUGCUGCCGCCGCUGUCGUUGCCGGGUGCCGCCAAGACUGGUCCUCAUCCCAUAUCUCACAAUUUCACUGAGCUCUAUUGAACCAUGGGGGAAAACAGUCCAGAAGACAAUAUCAUUUGUUAUGAGGCAGAGGAAGAUGAACUGUCACAUCAUGAUAAAAUACUCAGGUUUGUGGAUAAGAACGGACUGAUGCCUUCUUCAUCUGGAACAGUUUAUGACAGGACAACUGUUCUUAUUGAGCAGGACCCUGGCACUCUGGAAGAUGAUGAUGAUGAAGGACAAUGUGGAGAACACCUGCCUUUUUUAGUGGGGGGUCCUGAUGAGGGAUAUCACUUAAUAGAUCAUGAAGGAAUGUCACAGGGUUAUGUGCAGCACAUCAUCUCUCCAGAUCAGAUCCAUUUAACCAUAAAUCCUGGUUCAACUCCUAUGCCGAGAAACAUUGAAGGUGCGACUCUCACCCUCCAGUCUGAGUGCCCAGAAACGAAGCGCAAAGAAGUGAAGCGGUACCAGUGCACCUUUGAGGGCUGCCCUCGCACCUAUAGCACGGCUGGCAACCUGCGCACCCACCAGAAGACCCACCGAGGAGAGUACACUUUUGUCUGCAACCAAGAGGGCUGUGGCAAAGCUUUCCUCACCUCCUAUAGCCUCAAGAUCCAUGUGCGAGUACACACGAAGGAGAAGCCAUUUGAGUGUGAUGUGCAGGGCUGUGAGAAGGCGUUCAACACAUUGUACAGGCUGAAAGCACACCAGCGGCUGCAUACAGGGAAAACCUUUAACUGUGAAUCAGAAGGCUGUAGCAAGUACUUCACCACGCUUAGUGAUCUGAGGAAGCACAUUCGAACCCACACAGGAGAAAAGCCAUUUCGGUGUGAUCAUGAUGGCUGUGGGAAGGCAUUUGCAGCAAGCCACCACCUUAAAACACACGUCCGAACACACACUGGUGAAAGACCCUUCUUCUGCCCCAGCAACGGCUGUGAGAAGACAUUCAGCACUCAGUACAGUCUCAAAAGUCAUAUGAAAGGUCAUGAUAACAAAGGACAUUCAUAUAAUGCACUUCCAAAUAGCAUGUCUGAGGACACAAACCACUCACUUUGUCUGAGCGACUUGAGCCUCAAAUCCAAGGAUUCUGAGCUACGAGAAAAUUCCAAUACAACACAUGGCCAAGACCUUAGCACAAUUUCACCAGCAAUCAUCUUUGAAUCAAUGUUCCAGAACUCAGAUGAUACUAUCAUCCAGGAAAACAAGCAGACAGCUGCCUUGAUUGAAAGUUUUAAUGGUGAUACAGAGUCAGUCACCGCUGUUCCACCCUCCACGGGAGAUUCAGCAUCUUUAUCUCUUCCACUUGUACUGCAGCCUGGCAUCUCCGAGCCUUCUCAGUCUGCACUACCUGCCUCCACACCGCCUGCUCCUCCUCUUCUGACUGCUCCCUCCAUAGGAACUGGUUCCCAGCCACCUGCAUUUGGAACCCACCCUGCUAUUUUGCAGCCUCCAGAAGGGCCAGUUGGCCACAGCACACAGUUUGCUGCUAAUCGCCAAGAGUUUCUUCCGCACCCUCAGCCACCGCCGACCCUUGUGCCAGGACUUUCUGUCGUUGCCGGGGCUCCCCCGGUAACAGCGGCACCACCAACUACCACUGAGGCCGUGCCAGCUCUGGUUCAGACUCUGCCUCUAGGGGCCACUCCUGUUCUGACGAGCAAUCCCACCAUAACCAUCACACCAACUCCCAGCACGGCUAUUCUGCAGUCCAGCAUAGUGAUGGGAGACCAGAAUCUACAGUGGAUCCUCAAUGGUGCAACUGGCCCUCCCCAAAACCAAGAGCAAAUUCAACAAGCUUCUAAGGUAGAGAAAGUGUUUUUUACCACUGCAGUACCUGUCGCUAGCAGUGCAGGGAGCUCUGUGCAGCAGAUUGGCCUCAGUGUUCCUGUGAUCAUCAUCAAACAGGAGGAGGCCUGUCAGUGCCAGUGUGCGUGCCGGGACUCUGCCAAGGACCGAGCUGCUGGCAGUGGCGGCAGCAGCAACAGCCAGAGGAAGGGCUGUUCCUCACCGCCUCCUCCAGAGCCCAGCCCUCGGGUUCCUGAUGGCCCAUCUCUCCAUCUAGCCCCCCAGACUUUUCCCUCUUCUACUCCAUUGUCAUCCUCCUCCAUCUCCCCUUCUGGCAGCCGGAGCAGACAGGCAGAGAACCCUUCAGACUCUCAGACUGAGUCAUUAAGUGCCAUGGACGUAUCCGAGUUCCUGUCCCUCCAGAGCCCAGACACCCCAUCCAACUUGAUUCCCAUCGAAGCACUGCUGCAGGGGGAGGAAGAUAUCGGCUUAACCAGCAGCUUUGCUAAAUGAAGCGCCCUUGGCUCGCUCGCUUGCUUCUGAGAAGAAAGCCGAGCAGAGCUACACAGAACAGAUGGCCUCCUUCUGGAGGUCAGGAGUUUGAAGGAUGAAGAGGUUUGCUGUUGGGAAGUCAUACUUCUCAGACAUCAUUUCUUUAUUCCCAUACCAGGAAUGUCCAUUUUAAGGAACCGAUCUUUGGAAAAAAAAACAACAACAACAAAAACAAAAAAAAAAACACAGAAAAAGCUAAGUUAUAAAUGAACUAUUUUGGCUGCACUGUAUGUCACUUUUGCAUAUUGUCAUGUGAACAUGGAAAUUAAGGUUACUCGUAUGCAUAAAAAUUCUAAAUUGAAAGGGGUGUGGUUACCAUCAAUCUUAGAUUGUUUAUUACUUGUAUUGGGGCAUUUGCAGUUUGGGCAGUGUAGUCUCAUUACAGCUCCCAGGUGUCUAUUUUUCCUGGGUAGAUUUGAGACUAAGCCACAAACUGAAAUGCGGGCCAGUGACCCCAAAGAGGGGAAAGAGUGGUAGUAGAGGAAGAAGCUGUGUGUGUUGGGCAGGACUCAAGUGUGCUUGGUGUGUGGCAAGGAGCCUCAGGGAAGGCUGAGGCCAGUGGCUACAGAGGAUACAGGGACCUGGAGAGCCUGAUGUUUGGUGUGGGGCCCAGGCAGGGCACUGACUUGUGUUGGCUGGAAGACCAGCACUAGGAUGUCAUGUGUGUUCAGGGUGGACAUGAGCAAGGUGGUCAUGGUUUCUUUAUCUCCUUGGCUUUUCCAGGAUCUCUCUUGGCUAUUGGGAGCUAUAGGUUGUAGUGACUUUCAGGAAGGGAAAGGAUCCCUGUUUGUACCUUUGAGCCGACUGCCAUGUUUGGUGUAGAGUCUCUUUGUUGACUUUUACCCUCUCUUGGGCCACUUGACCUUUGCAGAGCAAAGGUGGGCCGACUUUGUCAAGAUGAGGUGAGAGCUGAAGGAAGUCUUCAGAUGGAGCCUGGGGAGGCUGCCCUGCUUGGGGUCCUGGUCCAGCGAAUCAGCUGCUUCCUGUCUGGUUUUGCCCUGUAUCCUUACUAAUGCAAACGAGUAUAAUUUCUCUGUUGACAUGUGCAACAUAGCUUAGUAAUUUGAUAUGAAAACUAUGAUCUUCUAACCUACUCAGGGUAAAGUAAAGCAAAAUUUUAAAAAAAAAUCCCCCUUCCACCAAAAAGCCUGAAGUGUUGCAAUAAGGUUUUUUUUUUU